AUGUUUGUUGAUUUCCGCUUUGGGCUUUCUGAUAGCAACGACUUGGGCUUAUCAGAGGGUACACCAAACACCACACCAUAUAAACCAUCACCUCUCUCCUUUGGAUCUCCUCGUUCCUCCCCUUUCCGGCGCCCAUCGUUUGUCACCUCACCACCGCCUUCAUCACCUGGACCAGUGACCCGACCAAAUAUACCUGGAAGUCCUAGUAGCAGGGGAACAACCCCCACACAUUCCCCCAGCAAAUUGAGCCAUUUCCAAGCACUGGAAAGAGAGAGCGGAGAUGUAUUUACAAACGGCAGCAAUGGGCUACGGCCCUCUCCUGGCCCUAGGUCACCGCAGCUUUCACCUACAAAAGGAGCUAAUGUUCAAGAUCGGUUUUCGGCUAUGGGACGACCCAAAACACCUGAAAGGUCGCCAAAAAGCAAUGAUCUGCUGAGCAAGAUACCUCCGGCGCAGCUGCGGGAGAUGCGUGAGGCUUUCCAAGUACUUGAUCGUGAUAACGAUGGCCAAGUAAACAGGGAAGAUGUAGCGGAUGCUUUGAACAAUCUUGGCGAAGACUCCUCUUCUUUAGCAACAGGGGCAUACUUUCCGCCAAAUGGCCCUCGUUCAAUCAACCUUCCGACAUACUUAAAUCAGAUCGCAACCUAUCUAGCGCCUCUCUCGUCUCCUCAAGAGCUUCUCAAUGCCUUUGCGGCGUUUGACGAGGAUGAUAGUGGCCAGAUUGACCUGGCAGAGCUUCGAGACGCUUUACUUCAUACCAGUCCCGAAGGAGACGAGAGACCGCUGACAGAAAGUGAAAUAAACGAAGUCAUACAGGGGUUUACUAGCAGGCGCGCGUUUGGCCCCAAAGGGAAAUCGCCCUCUCUUUCCGGGUCAAGAAGUCGAGCCGAGGUGUUCAGGUACGAGGAGUUUGUGGGAAGUUUGACGGGUGGCGCGGGGGAUCCGAAGGCCGAUAAGUCGAAGUCGAAGGAAAGCUAA
This is a messenger RNA of Nannizzia gypsea CBS 118893, 978 nucleotides long. RefSeq lists its product as hypothetical. Gene Ontology annotation, cellular component: cytoplasm; myosin II complex. Gene Ontology annotation, biological process: actomyosin structure organization; mitotic cytokinesis. NCBI's taxonomy places the organism in Eukaryota, Fungi, Ascomycota, Eurotiomycetes, Onygenales, Arthrodermataceae. Bases 1 to 978 code for a protein of 325 amino acids. The record is from RefSeq and is a predicted model, not a curated record. The transcript is spliced from 3 exons. Gene Ontology annotation, molecular function: myosin heavy chain binding; calcium ion binding; cytoskeletal motor regulator activity.